This is a messenger RNA of Uranotaenia lowii, 5305 nucleotides long. It is a transcript of the gene alpha-Man-Ia, whose product is annotated as mannosyl-oligosaccharide alpha-1,2-mannosidase IA. Gene Ontology annotation, cellular component: Golgi membrane; endoplasmic reticulum. Lineage: Eukaryota; Metazoa; Arthropoda; Insecta; Diptera; Culicidae. Bases 511 to 2352 code for a protein of 613 amino acids. The record is from RefSeq and is a predicted model, not a curated record. Gene Ontology annotation, biological process: N-glycan processing; carbohydrate metabolic process. Gene Ontology annotation, molecular function: mannosyl-oligosaccharide 1,2-alpha-mannosidase activity; calcium ion binding. The transcript is spliced from 6 exons.
AAAAGCUUAAUCGAGCCAUAAAUUAUCGCUGCCAAACUCGAGGUCAUGGUUGAAUAAAACUUAAGCGCGUUCUCAAAUAUUUGGGGACAAUGAAGUUAAACAAAAUGUCACGCUGUCGGCUUUUGUCAACAGAACACAACACAACAGUUCCUCCUCCGAAAGCGCAUCAACAGAUCGUUAAACAGCACCGAGUUAUUCCGUUCGAUAAAAGCUUGCUCAAACAAAAGCUUCGUUUUUUAUAUCCUCAGUUGUGUACAGCUCAUUAAAUUCAAAAAUAAAUCUCCACAGCCAAAAUUGAACAAGAGAAAAAAUAACCGGAAAAAGAGUGACCGCAGCUAAUGAUGAUUUGAUGGUUGAAGAAUGAAUGAAAAGUUUUCCGGAAACUGAACACUAAGUUGCUGCGGUGUCAGAAGCGAUCAGUGAAUAUCCCAUACGCAGAUCGGAAUCCGCAGGGCCGUGUGCAGUGCUUGUAGUGAACAACCGAAAAAAAGGUUUACGCACCACUGAGAAAUGGCGCCGGCCUUGAGUGGGGUCGCGACUGCCGUGUUUGUGGUGGCCGUAACCGGUGUAACGCUGGUGGUUCACAAACAUGGUUCCGCCGAAGAUCGUCGCACCGAUCGGUUCCGGACCUACGAAGAUUUCAACCGGUUCAAUCGAUUUGCGAUGGCCGGCGGCAACCCAGGUGAUAAUCUGAUCUUCGACGGUGCCGAUCUGAACGAUCUCGAAGUGGAUCCGGAGAAAACGUUCUACAGCUUCAACCGGCGAUCCACGUUCGACGUGGAAUACGAUGCGUACUACCCGGACGAAGAGGACAUCCAGCGUAGUGAGUACUUCCGGAAUGCCAGUUACAUACCGAAGUACUUCAACGCAAGCGGAUGGUUGAAGAUUGGAGCAACAGGAGCAGGGCUCAGCGCUAACUCGAAUGUGGCGGCGUCCGAUACCGGCAUCGAUCAUGAAAAACGCGAGAAAGUGAAGGAGAUGAUGAUCCACGCCUGGGAUAACUACAAACUGUACGCCUGGGGCAAGAACGAGCUGAAACCCAUUAGCAAACGGGGCCACUCGGGAAGCAUCUUCGGGGCGUUCGACCUCGGUGCCACCAUCGUCGAUGGGCUGGAUACACUGUACCUGAUGGGGCUGCACAAGGAGUACGACGAGGGUCGCGACUGGGUCGAGCGGAAGUUCACCCUGGACAACGUGGGUAUCGAUCUGUCGGUGUUCGAAACCAACAUCCGGUUCAUCGGCGGAUUUCUGACCUGCUACGCCUUCACCGGCGAUCGGCUGUUCUUGGACAAGGCCAAAUAUGUUGCCGAUAAGCUGCUGCCGGCAUUCCAGACACCCACCGGAAUCCCGUAUGCACUCGUCAAUGUUAACUCGGGGGUCAGCAAAAACUACGGCUGGGCUAGCGGUGGUAGCAGCAUCCUGUCCGAGUUCGGUACCCUGCACAUGGAGUUUAGCUACUUGAGUGACAUCACCGGCGAUUCGGUGUACCGGGAACGGGUCCAAACGAUCCGCAGCGUGCUGAAGGACCUGGAGAAGCCGAAAGGCUUGUAUCCGAACUAUCUGAACCCCAAGACGGGCAAGUGGGGCCAACAGCACAUGUCACUCGGAGCUCUCGGUGACAGUUUCUACGAGUAUCUGCUCAAAGCUUGGAUCCAAUCGGGCCACGAAGAUGAGGAAGCCCGUGAAAUGUACGACGAUGCCAUGCAGGCCAUCAUCCAGCACAUGAUACGCACCAGCCAGGGAGGGCUGACUUAUGUUUCGGACAUGAAAUUCGACCGAUUAGAACACAAGAUGGAUCAUUUGGCGUGCUUUGCUGGUGGACUUUUCGGCUUGGGUGGAACCACCCUCAACAAUCAGUACUCGGAAAAGUACCUGGAGAUUGGCGAAGGGUUGACCAACACCUGCCACGAGAGCUACGUCAGGACGUACACUCGGCUCGGGCCGGAAGCGUUCCGCUUUAACGACGGUGUCGAAGCUAAGGCACUCAAGUCCCAAGAGAAGUACUACAUCCUGCGACCGGAGACCUUCGAGAGCUACUUUGUGAUGUGGCGGUUGACGCACGACCAAAAGUACAGGGACUGGGGCUGGGACGCAGUGCAGGCCCUGGAGAAACACUGCCGGACGCCAAAUGGCUUCAGCGGUUUGAAGAACGUUUACUUGACAGAUCCUCAGAAGGAUGACGUGCAGCAGAGUUUCUUCCUUGCCGAAACUCUCAAGUAUCUGUACUUGCUAUUCUCGGACGACACGCUGCUCCCGCUGGACGACUGGGUGUUCAACACCGAAGCCCAUCCACUGCCGGUCAAGGGCCGAAACUCGCUGUACCGAGCGGCCUCGACAUCUAGUGCUCUUUAGAUGCGACACGAACGAAAUGUGAAAGAAAAACAAAACAUUCAAACAAUGUACCAUAAGAACCAAUAAUGGGAUACAAUGCAACAAGGGACGCCAAAAAAAGGGUCCGCCUCUAAAACGGCCGGGUUCCACGACUAAACUGUGUACCACUAACCUACUAAAACUGAAACAUUGACUAACGACUUUCGGCUUGAAUAGGAUACAGGAGCAGUGUAAGGAGUAUAGUAGGUAGUGAUUAGGAAAUGAUAGACUCAAGUUUAGCCGUUGGUAUUCAUAGCUUGAGUUCCGAAUGUGGUGAUGAGCGAGUGUAUGCGCCGUGUGUUAGCGAUGAUUUUUGUAUGUGCAAAGGUGCGGUUAAUUUAGGAACUAAAGAAGCCUUCCUCGAUUGUUCGGAGGAAGCAAUUCCUUACUAUGGUUUAGUGAACAAAGCAACAAACUAGCCAGUCUGACUGAGUGAGUUCGUUGUGCUAUCGAGCGGAAGAAUUUCGUGUGAUUCCUGGGGCAGUUUUAGUAAUAAUUGUAGGUACAAGUUAUAAAAUUUACCUUUUUUCCUUUUUGUGGGAAAACAGUUUCUAGAGCUAUAUGAGCUGAGUGAGAGCAGCGAACGUGCAGUUUAAAUUUAUUUUGUGUAUGAUUGUAGCCAAUUACAUACUAAGAAUCGUUAUGACAGCAAAGGAUAAAACAAUUAAUUGUGAUGAAAUCAACUAAUUUAUCGAACAACUGUUCUCUAGAGUAUAAUUAUGCAUGUGAGUUGAUAUUAGAGAAACAAAAAAGAAACAGGAAGCAGAAACUCGGCUCUACUCAGCGAUGUAUCGAACAAACUCGAUUAUCUUGCUUUGAUAUUGAUAAUCACAAAACUGCAAAUACCUACUUUACUGUAGAUGAAAGUAAUAUAAUAGAACAAAAUAGGUGAAACAUAAGCGUUCCUUUUUUCCAAUUUCCAAUUCUUCCAUUUUCCCUAGCGGACAAACUUGUAAACGUCCAUUUGUAUACCUACCUAUACUGAAUACUUGAUAGAGGAAAGCAAAAGCACUUAUGUUGGUCUCCGGUUAUGAAUUUGCACUCACAGCACUGAUACACGUAUAAAAAAUAAAUUAAAAGUAUCCAACCAAGUCUAGACGAAAAGAAAUAAAACAAAAUCAAUCCCUUAUAACCCCGAUUACAGCAAAACAGAAUGAUAUUGUGUAGAUUUACACAAAAACCACAAGUAAUUCCGAAACAGCCCACCUAGUUUUUUUAGAACUUUUCGGUCUUAUUGAGAAGAUGAUAGUUAAAAUUUUAUCUCUAUAGUAAAUCGAACGUAAACGUGUCAAUAGUUUGAAUUUCGGUGAUUUGAGAAAUGAUUAAUGUGUUCGUCGCGUCCAAUUUAUUGUAUUAUUGCUUUUUAUUCUCGUUGAAGCCAAAUAUGCUUUGAAAUGUUCAAAAAUCAUCUGGUUGGGGUUUGACGUUUAAACCAUUUCUAUUGUUUUCUUCAAGGAUAUACUUCUCAAGAUAUCUAACUGCAGUGGCUUUUUGUUUUUUUUUGUAUGCCAAAUUUAAUCUGAUUCGGAUUAAUGUUACGAACAAUUUAGUUUAGCUACUCUCUUGCAAAUUACCAGUGUCCAAAAAUUGUAUGCAUUUUGAUUGACAGAAAUUUGAUAACUAGAUAUUUUUAAACCUAAUUAGACAACAUUGAGAUACUAUAUUUUUGUGUAUUAAAUGAGUUUUCAUCAGACAAAAGACUUGAUUUUUUUGUGACGAUGAUAAAGUAUUUAAAAAAAAUCGCAUUUUUAAGCAUUGAAUUAAAAACUGAAAAAAAGAAAGUAAGAGUGUGCCAAAAGUAAUUGCAAAAUAUUAGAAAAGUCUUUUUGUUCGUCAUUUUUUUCUUUUUGGAAAAUUAAGAAAAAAAUAAUACAAAUUUAAGGAAAUUCGCCUACAUCUAAAGCUUCUAUAAAUUCCUUUGUGCAUCUGAACAGUAAGCGCUCAAAUUUUGUCUGUUUUUGAACAACCGGGAUAGCUGAUUAGUUUUUAGUUUUUACGUUAGGGAGCAAAGGAUUUCGUUUUUGGAAAAAAAUAAAAAUUUAUCGAUUAUAAAUGAUUUAAAUACUUGGGGAAAGAAAUUGUUGAAAAAAAAAAACAAUUUUAUUGAAAACUGUAGAUCAAAUCUGGAGAAACAAAACUUGUAAAUAUUCUGUUAUAAUUUAUAGUAGCGAAAUAGUGAACAAAAAUCUAUUAACAAUUAUUUCUUUGAGAGUUUUUCUCUGUCGAAUUUGGGACAGAGGACGGUUGAAAAAUAUUAAAUCGGAAACAGGCCAAGCUGCAGUAUAACUUUAAAGAAAAAACACAAGUUCAUGCACCACUUUUAAUAAACGUUCAAUCAAAAUUAAGUAAGUAUAAAAAAUGCUGAUGUAAGACGAAACUGAAUAGAGAACCACUUAGCUAGCACUGAUUUGUAAAAACAAAGAAAAAUAAUGGGCACUAUUGUAGAGUUUUAUCGUAGAAACAAACAAACUUCAUAUAGAUUGAAAUUUAAACAAUAUAUUGUACCUAUUGAAAACAGAACAUGAGUAAAUGAAUUUAAAGUAACCCCUCUCAGAUAAAAUAGAGGAACAAAAACUGGAAACAAAUUUGGAAAAUUUCUCAAAAAACAAACAAACAAAUUACUAACCAUCUUAUGAGAGUAAUCAACCAACUAAAGUAGAACCUUGUAUAGCUCAUUUUUCUCCUUAAGUAACAUCAAAUCACCGUCGGAAAAUCCAUAAAGUAGGAAAAAAGGAAGGUAUGCAAUAUACUCAAUCUCCAUGAAGAAAUGGAAGUUUGUAAAAAGAAAAGAAACUUGCUAUGUGAAGUGCUUGAGUUUCGAAGAAGAUCGAGCGUGCAUGCGUGGAAAGAAGAAAAGUGUUUCGACUAGGGACGACACUCUAUGCAGAUAGCUGAAAAAAAAAUGCAAAUAAAACUAUCUUAUUAUUUUUUAAAA